AUGCAUCAGGGAAUUCCUGAACAGGUAGAUGUUCCACCAGUUGCCCAAGUUCCUGUUCUGGCAGCAGCAAACUCCCCAGCAAUCAUUCCUCCAGUGCAAGCAUCACAACCUGCUGCUGCACCUGCUGUUGUCCCUAAUGCAAAUCCACUGGAUCUCUUCUCACAGGGCCUACCAAAUGUGGGUGCAAAUGCUGGUGCUGGCAAUUUGGAUUUUCUUCGAAACAGUCAACAGUUCCAAGCAUUGCAAGCUAUGGUGCAAGCAAACCCUCAAAUUCAGCAGGUUAGGCUUCUCAUAAAGAAACAAAAUGCCUGUUGAUAGCUUGGUCAUUUUGGUGGCAGACGGACACUAAAUAGUACUCAUGCUACACUUAUUGUUUUGCAGCCUAUGCUUCAAGAGCUAGGGAAACAAAAUCCACAUCUUGGGCAUCUCAUACAAGAGCCUCA
This is a messenger RNA of Humulus lupulus (European hop), 443 nucleotides long. Its product is annotated as ubiquitin receptor RAD23c-like. Gene Ontology annotation, molecular function: damaged DNA binding. NCBI's taxonomy places the organism in Eukaryota, Viridiplantae, Streptophyta, Magnoliopsida, Rosales, Cannabaceae. The record is from RefSeq and is a predicted model, not a curated record. The transcript has 3 exons. Gene Ontology annotation, biological process: proteasome-mediated ubiquitin-dependent protein catabolic process; nucleotide-excision repair. Bases 1 to 315 code for a protein of 104 amino acids.